Messenger RNA from Magnolia sinica, 856 nucleotides. RefSeq names its product dirigent protein 22-like. NCBI's taxonomy places the organism in Eukaryota, Viridiplantae, Streptophyta, Magnoliopsida, Magnoliales, Magnoliaceae. The transcript has a single exon. The record is from RefSeq and is a predicted model, not a curated record. The coding region runs from base 251 to 823 and encodes 190 amino acids.
UGUGAUUGUCGAAGAAUAUAUUCUAUUGAAAAGUGGGCCUUCCCAAACACACAAUCUAAUCUUUUUUUCUUUUUUUCUUUUUUAUAUUCGUCACUAUCAAGCUUUUACCUCUUCUAAUUAUUUUGACCAUGCAUACUGAUUUUUCAUCCACAAUUUUCCUCUGUGCCUCAAAAAUCUCUUAUACAUAUAAAUAGAUAAAGACCAUAAAUUCGCCCAAUUCUUCAUCACUGGUCUACUUCCUUCACUUGUCAUGGCCAGAUUUCUUUUCAACCUCCACCUAUUCAUCAUCAUCUUCAUUUUCAUCAUUGUCGUCGUCUCUGCAAAGCCCCACCGAUCAUCACAAGUGCUGGGGCCCGCUGUUGGGUUUGGAAAAGAGAAGAUAAGCCAUCUACGCUUCUACUUUCAUGACAUCGUAAGCGGUCCCAAGCCAACGGCCGUGCGAGUGGCCGCUGCAGCAUCCACAAACAAAUCACCCACGUUCUUCGGCGCUGUGGUGAUGACUGACGACCCAUUGACGGAAAGGCCUGACCCGAAUUCAAAGCUGUUCGGAAGAGCUCAGGGGUUCUAUGCGUCCGCGUCGCAGGAGGAACUUAGCUUUUUAAUGGCCAUGAAUUUCGCAUUCGUUGAUGGAAAGUAUAACGGGAGCACACUCAGUAUACUCGGGAGGAACAUGGUCUUCUCGAAGGUGAGGGAAAUGCCAGUGGUGGGAGGGAGUGGGCUUUUUCGAUUUGCUCGAGGUUAUGCCCAGACCCACAUCCACACCGCUAAUUUCACGUCUGGAGAUGCUGUCGUGGAGUAUAACGUCCAUAUCAUCCAUUACUGAUGGCUUUUACUUUUACUUUUUUCUUUCCUUUUU